GAACAGGACAGAGACGGUGCAUCUUCAAAUUCAAGGAAUUGCACAAUAAACGUGGAACCAAUGGCUUCGAAGGCGAUGGCCGCGGCAGCGGAGAAGAUGGGGACGGCGGCGCGACGUCAAGCCGUUACGUUAACUGACGCAGCUGCCUCGCGAAUACGGCAGUUGUUACAUCAGCGUCAGAGGCCCUUCUUGAAGCUCGGAGUCAAGGCUCGCGGUUGUAACGGCUUAUCCUACACCCUCAAUUACGCAGGUCUCUCCCUCACACACUCUUUACUUACUGUUGCUUUGACAGAUGAAAAAGGAAAAUUUGAUGAGUUGGUUGAGGAUAAGGGUGUUAAGAUGUUGAUUGAUCCAAAGGCCCUUAUGCAUGUCAUUGGAACUAAAAUGGAUUUCGUAGAUGACAAACUGAGAUCUGAGUUUAUUUUUGUCAAUCCAAACUCUAAAGGUCAGUGUGGUUGUGGUGAAUCUUUCAUGACGACAACCGGUAGUGGAGCUUCUAAGCCAUAAAAUGACUAAAUUUGCUUAUUAAAACGGGUGUGGAUCCACACUCACAAAGUCGUCUUUUCAUGAUUUAAUUGAUUAACAUACGAGUACAGCUACUGGAUUUAUAUAAUUCUGCCUGCGAGAACAAGGGGAAAGCUUUUGGUGCUCAGAACAAAAGGAUACCGAGUACUGACAUGUUUUUCGGAGUUAUCUGAAGCUGGUGCUAAUAAGGCUUAUAUCUGCAAUUUGUAUUAUCAUAUCAAUUGUUCUGAUUAUUCUUAUUUGUAAUGUAAAAUUUUUUGUAUUAUGGAAAUUGUAUAGCUUGCAGGUUAACAAUAUCAUUGAAAUAAUUUCGUUUAAGUUUAAUAUAACAAUCAGCAGAUUCAGGAUGAAAUUACUUGCAAGAGAUAUGUGCAUGUGUCUAACCCUAACUAUCUGGCACUGGGCGGGGGCCACCAAAGCUUCAUGAAGUUC
Messenger RNA from Gastrolobium bilobum, 957 nucleotides. Its product is annotated as iron-sulfur assembly protein IscA-like 1, mitochondrial. The transcript has 3 exons. Lineage: Eukaryota; Viridiplantae; Streptophyta; Magnoliopsida; Fabales; Fabaceae. Gene Ontology annotation, biological process: iron-sulfur cluster assembly. The record is from RefSeq and is a predicted model, not a curated record. Gene Ontology annotation, molecular function: 2 iron, 2 sulfur cluster binding. Gene Ontology annotation, cellular component: mitochondrion; cytoplasm. The coding region runs from base 61 to 507 and encodes 148 amino acids.